CCUCAUAGGUCGUUUUACUGCAGCUUUGUUUGUAAACAGAGGUCUUGCAUAUGAAUGUAAUUUUGAAGCUUGCUUAGACAUUUGCAGAUAUAGUAAUGGCAGAAAAAGAGGAGAAUGAGAUUAUUGAACACCAUGUUAGUGAGGAAAUGGAAAAGAAAAGAUCCAGGACAAGAGAUUCUCAUUCAUUUCUGCAGAGUGACACCUUCUCUGAGAAGGAGGGACGCAGCAGUACCCAGUCAUCUCACCGGCUUCUAGCGUACAGCGAUGCACUCAUCUCCAUAAUAGCUACUGUCAUGAUUUUGCCUGUAGCACAUACAAAGAUAGAGCCGGACCAGGAAUUGCAAGAAAGUUUACAGCAGCUCCUGACAACAAAAAUUGCUGUGUACCUGAUGACCUUUUUAAUAGUCACUGUGGCUUGGGCUGCACAUAUCAGAUUAUUCCAAGUAAUUGAACGGAUAGAUGACUUCCUAGCACUUCUUAACCUGGCAUGUAUGAUGCUAAUUACUUUCCUGCCAUAUACAUUCUCCUUGAUGGCUACAUUCCCAGAAGUUCCACUUGGAAUUCUGUUAUUCUGUGCUUGUGCAAUAGUUAUAGGUCUGAUUCAGGCUGUGAUUGUCAUAUACGGAUUUGGCCAUCCUUACCUUUUGAAUGACUGCAUACAGAUAUCAGAAAACCAGACCUUCUACAAACGCCACAUAUUAGAGAUUAUUUUAAGAGUACCUGCUUUCUGCUUUUUUGCAGGGAUCUUUUCUUUCAUAUUUUUCCCGCUGUCAUACGUUCUCCUUGCAGUGGUCAUCUUCCUUCCUUACAUAACCCAGUCCUUAAAAUGGUGUGGAAACAAGCUUGCUGGUCGUCAAGAGGAACUUCCUGAGAGCAUGUUGCUCUACUCAUACCAUCCAAGUGAGCCUCUCAGUAAAGAGCGGGUUGAAGCCUUUACAGAUGGGGUAUAUGCUAUUGUAGCCACGCUUUUAAUUUUGGAUAUAUGUGAGGACAAUGUUCCUGAUCGCAACGAGGUGAAGGAGAGGUAUCAAGGCAGUCUGGUUGCGGCUCUCAGCGAGUUUGGCCCUGAGUUCCUGGCUUACUUCGGCUCUUUUGUGACUGUGGGGCUCCUCUGGUUUGUCCAUCAUUCACUGUUUUUGCACGUAACCAAGGCGACAAGGUUCAUGGGUCUACUCAAUACAUUUUCACUGGCGUGUAUCGGGGGCCUUCCUUUGGCCUAUCAGCUUACUCAUGAGUUCACAAAAAACUCACGCAACGAACUGGAGGCGAUCCAGAUCAGCUGCGUCAUCAUCUUUUUCGCUGGCAUCUUCCAGCUCGCCAUUUGGGUCACUGCCCUCUUCAAUGAAAGGGAAACUCUGCAUCCAUACGUGAGGUACGGGGGUAGAGAACAUGCUUUCAUGUUUGCCAAGCUUGCCCUGUACCCCUGUGUCACGCUUACCACUUUCUUCCUCACUUGCAUUUUGAGUAAAUUCAGUGCCCAGAUUUUCCAUCUCAUGCAAAUCAUUGUGCCAUUUGCUUUCCUGGCCCUUCGUGUUCUUGUCAGCGUUGCCUUGGCACUUUUAAGGUUAGUGUUUUGUCCAGCCAAACCAACGGACAAUGCACUAGAGGAAGAUGAAAGUCGUUUGCCGUUCAAUGAUGUGUUGUCUUAGCUUAGAUUUUAAUACACUUGCAAGAAAAAAAAUCUGUUGGGUUGGUUGCUUUACUUUUUCUCCUUCAUUUGAAAUGGCUCUACCUUUUAUGGUAAUUGAAACCAUUAGUGCAGGUACUUCAGUAGUGACCAUACAUUUUAACCAUAAAUAUUGCUUGAAGGAGUUUGAUACUAUGACUCGUGAAGCUUCUAUCAUUAAGGUAAAAGUUUAAUAUUUCAUGAGAGGAGAGUGGACAGGUCAUGAAACACUGCAUUACCUUCGCCCCCCUCUGCUUUCUGUUGUGUCAGUAAUCUUAGAAAGAGGCUUUUGACUGUCUGUUCUUUAGCUUCAACAAAUAGACAUUAUGAAUGAACUCCAUUCUCAAGAAUGGAGUUCAUUCAUGUAUUAAGGUACAUGUAAAUUUAAAGAAAAGCCUACUGUAAUUAGCCCAUCCAAGAAAGCACAGUCACUUUAAGCUAUUGCAACUGAAACUCACUUAGAAGUUACGUACAACUCACCUCAUCCAAGUAGUUUUUCCAGUACCUUUUAUCUGUUUCAUUACACAAUUAAUUGCUAGCUGACGAAAAAGCUUACCAACGCAUUGCUGUGGACAAGAAUGCAGUGGUGACGGGUAGGUGGGGCACGCCUGGUCGCAUGCCCCCCCCCACCCCCCCCGAGAUUUCUGCCAGGCAGUGGCUUAGCGUUACAGGGGGAAAAAAAGUUUUGAAAA
Polyodon spathula (Mississippi paddlefish) is the source of this 2358-nucleotide messenger RNA. RefSeq names its product endosomal/lysosomal potassium channel TMEM175-like. The record is from RefSeq and is a predicted model, not a curated record. The coding region runs from base 96 to 1649 and encodes 517 amino acids. NCBI's taxonomy places the organism in Eukaryota, Metazoa, Chordata, Actinopteri, Acipenseriformes, Polyodontidae. Gene Ontology annotation, cellular component: lysosome; endosome. Gene Ontology annotation, molecular function: proton channel activity; potassium ion leak channel activity. The transcript is spliced from 10 exons.